This is a messenger RNA of Poecilia reticulata (guppy), 1207 nucleotides long. NCBI's taxonomy places the organism in Eukaryota, Metazoa, Chordata, Actinopteri, Cyprinodontiformes, Poeciliidae. The record is from RefSeq and is a predicted model, not a curated record.
AUAAAAAAAAAAAAAAAAAAAUCGGCUGUUUUGUCGACAACAAGCUCCAAGUGCUCAGUCAUUGUGGUUCUGCUGGUCCCGGUUCUGGCACAAUGAGGAGCCUGGUCGUGUUGGUGUUGGCGGCGUUAGCCUUGACGAACGACGCCCUGGUUCGAAUUCCCUUAAAGAAAUUCCGUUCAAUCCGACGCGAACUGACCGACUCGGGAAAAAGAGCCGAUGAGCUGCUGGCCGACAGACACUCCCUGAAGUACAACCUGGGCUUCCCGUCCAGUACCGGACCCACUCCAGAAACGCUGAAGAACUACCUGGAUGCUCAGUACUACGGGGAGAUCAGUCUGGGCACGCCUCCCCAGCUGUUCACGGUGGUGUUUGACACCGGCUCGUCCAACCUGUGGGUCCCCUCCGUCCACUGCUCCCUGAUGGACAUCGCCUGCCUGCUUCACCACAAAUAUAACUCCGCUAAAUCCAGCACAUACGUGAAGAACGGCACCGCCUUCGCCAUCCAGUAUGGAUCCGGCAGUUUGUCCGGAUACCUCAGCCAGGAUACCUGCACCAUCGGCGACAUUGCCGUGGAGAAUCAGCUGUUCGGCGAAGCCAUCAAGCAGCCCGGCAUCGCCUUCAUCGCAGCCAAGUUCGACGGGAUCCUGGGCAUGGCGUACCCCCGGAUCUCCGUGGACGGCGUGGCUCCUGUGUUCGAUAACAUCAUGAGCCAGAAGAAGGUGGAGCAGAACGUCUUCUCCUUCUACCUGAACAGGAACCCGGAAACGCAGCCGGGAGGCGAGCUGCUGCUGGGAGGAACCGACCCGAAAUAUUACAGCGGAGAUUUCCACUACGUCAACAUCAGCCGGCAGGCCUACUGGCAGGUCCACAUGGACGGGAUGGCGAUCGGCAGCCAGCUGAGUUUGUGUAAAGGCGGCUGUGAGGCCAUCGUGGACACCGGGACGUCUCUGAUCACCGGCCCGGCCGCCGAGGUCAAAGCUCUGCAGAAGGCCAUCGGCGCGCUGCCGCUCAUCCAGGGAGAGUACAUGGUGCCCUGUGAAAAGGUCCCAACGCUGCCAAUCAUCACCUUCAACAUCGGCGGACAGACCUACAGUCUGACCGGAGACCAGUACAUCCUCAAGGUGAGUCAGGCAGGUCUGGCUGCUCUGCUCCUUCUGUCAGGUUUACUCACAGGACAUUAAAGGGGACCCAUUAUGCAAAAUUCAUA